CAUCCCGCUAGUGUGUCGCGCGACUCGAGAUCGGCCACAAGUGGUCGUACUGUGCUGGCGUGCGCUCGUCUUCAACCGUGUCAUUAGAUUAUCACAUUGCUACCAAUUCGAACCGACCUGACCCGAGCCGGCGCGCGUGCAUCGUGAAAGUGUUAGCCGAGCGUCUGUCGUGGUUCAUCGAAAUUACCAUUAUUGACGCAACCCAGGAGGUUAACCACUGAAGUGUGAAAGUCCAUACGAAGUUUUCAAGCCGCACCACACACUCCUUUGCCAGCACGUGACCACUCUCUUCUUUCACACGUUUCUUAUGUGAGACUCCUACCGCAACCAAACGGAAAAAAGAAGAAGCCCUUCACAUUUUUGUUCAAGCCAAAAGUUAAGCACGGUGAAGACCAGCGUGGAUAGCGGUAGUCGUAACAUUAUUAGCACUAGUAGUGAGUUUUGUUUAGCAACGUUACAAGUAGUCGUCAAGUAGAAGAGAAGACAAGUAGUGUCCCAAUCCAAAGCGAUGGAUCUAUCGAGCCUUCGUCACAGCCUUAACAGCAGCGGGGAGAGCAGCAGCGGCAGCAGCCGUUGCAGCAGCCGCAGCAGCAGCCGGUGCAACAGCCGCAGCAGCAGCACCAGCCGCCGCGGGGGCGGGGCCCGCGGGACGCGACCCCACCUGGCGCUCCCCGACACCAUCCCCGUCGUCAGCCUGGCCAGCCUGCGCCUCGACGGACACACCGCGGCCAGCCCCCUCGACAGCCCCAGCAGCCCGGUGGACAGCCCCAUCGACAGCCCCCUGACCAGCCCCUUGAUCAGCCCCCUGACCACCAUCCCCGUCAACCCUACCCCGGACACCAAGCCGCAGGCUGAGGCCGGCGGUGGAACUCCGCUUCCGCUAAUGCAGUGCGGGUCGCUGGCCGUGUGCGCCGAGCGGCUGCGUCGCUCCGGGAUGGAGUCCCUCAGCGGCAAGCCUCAGCAGCGGCUGUCCGUGCUGAGCUUCGAGCAGGUGCAGCGCCUGAGCGACAUGAUGGACGAGGUCGUGUCCAUCCACGGGCGCGGCAACUUCCCCACCCUGGAGGUGCGCCUGCGCGACCUGGUGGCCGUGGUGCGCAGCAAGCUGGAGGUGGACAUGCCCGUCCGCGACAUCCGGCUCAACGGCGGCGGCGCCAGCCACGUGCUGGCCUCGGACCCGCAGCCCUACAACGACCUGGAUCUCAUCUUCGGCGUGGAGCUGACGGCGCCCCGGAACUUCGAGCGCGUCAAGGCGGCCGUGCUGGGGUCGCUGAUGGACCUGCUGCCGGAGGGUGUGAGCCGCAAGCGCAUCACGACGUGCUCGCUCAAGGAGGCGUACGUCAGCAAGAUGGUCAAGGUGAACCACGACGGUGACCGCUGGUCGCUCAUUUCCCUCGGCAACUCGCGCGGCCACAAGAACGUCGAGCUCAAGUUCGUCGACUCGAUGCGCCGGCCCUUCGAGUUCUCGGUCGACUCGUUCCAGAUCGUGCUCGACUCCCUCCUGCUCUUCUACGAAUGCUCGGACCUGCCCAUCAGCGAGAACUUCUACCCGACCGUCGUGGGCGAGAGCGUGUACGGCGACUUUCAAGAGGCGCUCUACCACCUGCAGAAGAAGCUGAUCGCCACCCGGUGCCCAGAGGAGAUCCGCGGCGGCGGCCUGCUCAAGUACUGCAACCUGCUGGUGCGCAACUACCGGCCCGCCCGCUCCGACAUGAAGUCCCUGGAGCGGUACAUGUGCUCCCGCUUCUUUAUCGACUUCCCCGACAUCGCGCAGCAGCGCGCCAAGCUGCAGAGUUACCUCAGCAACCACUUUGUCGGCCGCGCCGAGGAGGCGCUCCGCUACAGGUACCUGCUGCUGCUGAGGCGCGUUGUGGAGCAGAGCACAGUAUGCCUCAUGGGGCACGAGCGUCGGCAGACGCUGCAGCUCAUUGAGCAGCUCGCCGCGCUGGUGCUGAGCCAGGAGCAGGCCCUGCAGGGCAGGCUCGGCCCCCAGCAGGCUCAGGGUGGCCCACAGCCCACCUGGGUCUACCAGAAUGGUUACUUCUACGCCCCUGUGAUCCCCAGCUACACUGCGUGUUCGUGCUCAUGUAAUGCGCCCACUGGCUGGAUGGCGGCCUGCUCGUCGUGAUCUAACUCCGUCUCUCUCUAACUGGAUCACCCCUUUUUUUUUUUCACUCUAUCUCCCUCCCCCUUUCGGGCCGGGCAUCCCGAUCUCACCGGCCACAAAGUCUAUCGUACCUGGCGAAUCGUAGGUUAAGUCUUGACUGUAAAGUAAAUCAUCACUGUGAAGUGAAUUUUUUGUUAUUACUUUGUUUCGAUUAGUGUGCUGGCUGAAAGCCACUCUGGUAGCCGGCAAAGUCCCAUUCCAAAAUACUAAAACCUGUUAUGUGAAAAUGAAGGUGACAACUGUGUAAAAAUGAGUGAUGGAUUUAGAUUAAGGCGAAAGUUGGCUCAAGACUGGGACCUAUUUAUCUUAAUUUAUAGUAGUUAGCGGUUUUGUUUAAUGAAAGCUGAGCCCUGGAGCACUACAAGAUACAGGGUGAUACACAUACAUGGCCAUGUUUGUUCGUGAUAUAGUGACGCGUGCGCUGCGCAAGUGGGGGGUGGCCGGGACCUUCUAGUCAGUCGGGCUGCUUAAGCCAAGAGUCUUGCAAAGAUUUGCAUUUUCUUAAUCUUGAGUUUUAUUUCUUGUGUGUUUAUAAUUUUUUGUUUCGAUGUAUAUCCUCUUAGGUGCACAUAUGGAUGCACAUUAAACUUUUGAGGUACCUUCCUUUUGUUGCAGUAAUGUCAUUUUAUUGUAAUUUUGGUGUAAAAGCCAUUUGUAAUUUUUAACGCACACGUUGCAUUAUUUUUAUGUGUUGGGUGGACUGACACUUGUUGCCCAAGACGCCGCCUGACCCUGCAUAGCGCAGUGCAUGGGCCCGAGUGUUGCUAUAAUUGAAAAUGUAUAAAAGCAUAAAAAUAUAAAUGUUCCUUAUUAGCAUGUUAUGUGCGGGGUCCAAGUGGUGAUUCAAAAUGAGCAUUAUGGUGACGAUGAACAAAUAUGCUAUUACGGGUUGUAAUACCAAGUUUGUUCUUAGUCACCUACUGGGCCUAGCUGACCGAUAUGAUAUAUUGUAAAAGUUUAUUAGUGAGGUUCGUGAGAAUUUUUUUUUAAAUCACGAUAUGUAAUUAAAAGACCUUUGAUGCAAGCAUCAACGCAAUGCACAUGGGGACAGUGAUUUUCUACGUUUUAGGUAGAUCAUGUAUUUCUCGUUAAUUAUUAUUAUUAACUAUUGAAGGAGGUGGCACUUCGUCGCAUAGUCAUUAAAAAAAAACUCUUUGCAUUUUCUUGGCAUUAACUUGUAGCGUUCAGCUCCCAGUCUUAUUCCCUAAAGUAAACAAAAAAUAAGAAAGAUGAUUGAAGUACUGCGUCUUGUAGGCAUCGCUUGCAGCAGUAGCUCAUAGCGGCCUCGAAUAUUACUCAAUAAGUUUGUAGAAAACUUUAUCUUUCUGUAAUUUUAUGUACGUGCCAAAAAAAAAUGAAUAUUGUGAUUGUACGGUGGCGGCUGUGCCGGGGCGCGGUUGAUUGAUUGAAAUCACAUUGUACAGUUAUCAUGUACGCUAUUGUAAGGUUGACUUUUUGUAAGACAAGUCGUUUCUUUUUUUAAUAGUUAAAUGUUGAAUCAAGGUAACAUUAUGGCACUGUACAGAUGGUGUGAGACCACCCUGGUCUGCCUGUGUCAUGUAUCUCAGACUUGCUAUAAUAAUUGUACUUAUGCCCAGAGGAGGUUGUGCUGUGACUAUAGGCUGCAAACCGCUGCCCCUGGUUGUGAUUGUCAAAUUUACUGAAAUUUAUUUUUGACUUUAAAAAAAAGAUUUCUGAAAACCAAUAAAAAUGGUAAAUGAAUGCUA
Messenger RNA from Frankliniella occidentalis (western flower thrips), 3891 nucleotides. RefSeq names its product terminal nucleotidyltransferase 5C. Gene Ontology annotation, biological process: mRNA stabilization. The transcript has 3 exons. The coding region runs from base 509 to 2125 and encodes 538 amino acids. The record is from RefSeq and is a predicted model, not a curated record. Gene Ontology annotation, molecular function: RNA binding; poly(A) RNA polymerase activity. NCBI's taxonomy places the organism in Eukaryota, Metazoa, Arthropoda, Insecta, Thysanoptera, Thripidae.